AUGACUACGACGAUGACUACGAUGAUGACUACCAUGCAACUCAAGACCAACACCCGCAACCAACGACUCAACACCCUCCUCGCACGACCGCUUCCCCUCUGCACAUCAACCGAGUACAAACACGAAUACUACCGUCUGAUCUGGAAGCUGCGAGAGUUGAUCAACUGCCAUCCCAAAGACGUCCGACAACUCUGGAUGAUGAACCUGCUCACAGACGCAUUGGUACACCUCCCCACCACCAUUCUCCUCUCCCACCAAGACUCAUCACACUAACCUCUUCCACAGAAUGAACUCCUCAACAUGCACGACCCCACCUCCACACCCACCGACUCAAGAAAAGACGACAACCGCCGCUGGACGGACAUCAUGGUCCGCCGCACCAUCGUCGAACAGAUGUGGGAAGAGGACGAAUCCAUCACCUUCUACGACUGCUACGACGCUCUGCGGGAGGGCCGCAGCAAGGCCGCACAGGUCCGGCUCUACGACCAGGUGCGCACCUGCUGGGAGACUGUCACCGGCACAGACCUGGGGACCGAAUUCCGAAUCGCUACGUCCGCUGCUGCUUGA
Lecanosticta acicola is the source of this 567-nucleotide messenger RNA. The record is from the annotation of a GenBank genome assembly. Lineage: Eukaryota; Fungi; Ascomycota; Dothideomycetes; Mycosphaerellales; Mycosphaerellaceae.